CAGGCGCAACUGCUUUGAACCCUUGUGUUUUUUAUCCUCCCCCACUCUUUUCUUCUGCACUCUUUUUUCCAACCGGCAAUUCUCGAUCUAGAAAAGCAUGAGCGUCACUUUUGAUAUCAACGUGCCUGCAACCUCGGCCAACAUCGGGCCCGGGUUCGACGUAAUGGGGCUCUCCCUGUCGCUGUACCUGACGGUCCGCGCUACGGUCCAAGCGACGCAGGCGGAGUUCGGCGAGAACUCGUCGGGGCUCUCGCUGGAUCCGACAAAGAACCUGAUUACGCGCACGGCCCUGUACGUCCUGUCCUGCCACGGCGCUCGCGACUUCCCGCACCCAACUCACGUAGUGGUGAAUAACCGGAUUCCGCUGGGCCGCGGGCUGGGCUCGUCGGGAGCGGCGGUGGUGGCCGGCGUGCUGCUGGCGGACGCAGUGGGCGAGCUGCAGCUGACAAAGCAGCGGAUGCUGGACUACUGCCUGAUGAUCGAGCACCAUCCGGACAAUGUGGCGGCGGCGCUGGUGGGCGGGUUUGUGGCGAGCUAUCUGAUCGAGGUCGACCGGUCGGGCAAUAUCCCCGAGAGCGAGGGCGACGCGAGCCAGCAGCGCCAGCGCGAACUGGAGGCGCAGCGGCAGAACAGCGAGAUCAAGCUGCCGCCAGCCAACAUCGGGCAUUACGUGCAGCUCGGGUGCUCGUCGAAGAUCAAGGCGGUGACGAUUAUCCCGCAGUUCGAAUUGGCGACGUCCAAGGCGCGGGCGGCGCUGCCGGGCUCGUAUGAAAUCAAGGAUGUGGUGUUCAAUCUGCAGCGGCUGGCGGUACUGACGACAGCGCUGGGACGCGAGACGCCGGACCCGUGGCUGAUCUACCGCGCAAUGGAGGACAAGGUGCACCAGCCGUACCGCAAGCACCUGAUUCCGGGGCUGCCCGAGAUCCUGGCGACACUCAACCCGGACAACACGCCGGGGCUGCUGGGCAUCUGCCUGAGCGGAGCGGGCCCCACGAUUCUGGCGCUGGCAGUGGACAACUUUGACCAGAUCGCCGACAAGAUCCGCAAGGUGUUUGCGAGCCAGCCCGACGGCGGCAUCGAUACGCACUACAAGCUGCUGGACAUUGUGUCGGAGGGUGCGUCGUGCGUCAAGACCCCAGGCCCGGCACUCUAGCAUAAAAGGAUGUUUAUUAAUGGCCACAGGUGAUAAUAAAAAA
Linderina pennispora is the source of this 1196-nucleotide messenger RNA. RefSeq names its product homoserine kinase. The coding region runs from base 98 to 1153 and encodes 351 amino acids. Gene Ontology annotation, molecular function: homoserine kinase activity; ATP binding. The transcript is spliced from 2 exons. NCBI's taxonomy places the organism in Eukaryota, Fungi, Kickxellomycota, Kickxellomycetes, Kickxellales, Kickxellaceae. The record is from RefSeq and is a predicted model, not a curated record. Gene Ontology annotation, biological process: L-threonine metabolic process.